CUGUAGCAGAGAGAGGGAGAGGGAGAGCUCGCUCUUCGAAGACAGUACGGAAAAACUCUCUCUCUACGCAUUUGAUCUCUCCUUCAAAAAAGAGAAUAAAAAAAAGAAAAAGAGGAGAGAGACGAGAGAGAUUGUAAUUUCAUUACUCUAUUUUAUUUCGAAAAGAGAAAAAGAAAGAAAAAACAAAAGAAAAUGGGCAUCGCGUCUCAAGAUGCAAUCAAGCAGUUCAAAGCUUCAAUAGAUGAAAUUGAUGAGCAGUUGAAGAACACGUUCGAGGUGGGUGGACAAGGACCAGUAUCUGAUUAUAAUAGGGACAUAUGGUGCAAUGUGAUCAAUGGAAUGCACUCCCCUCCAAACUUUACGAGUUUUGGCAGGCCAAGAAUUCAUGUGCAUCAAGGAUAUCCAAUUGAAACUUUGGUGCGGUUUCUCAAGGCGAGAGAGUGGAAUGUUGCCAAAGCACAUAAAAUGUUGGUGGAUUGUUUAAAUUGGCGGAUACAUAAUGGGAUUGACAAUGUAUUGGCGAAACCUAUAAUUCCUGCUGAUUUAAACAGAGCAAUACGUGAUUCUCAGCUUAUUGGACUGUCUGGAUACACAAAAGAGGGCCUUCCUGUCUUUGCUAUUGGUGUUGGACUCAGUACAUUUGACAAAGCAUCUGUCCACUACUACGUGCAGUCACACAUCCAACUUAAUGAAUAUCGAGAUCGUGUAGUUUUGCCUUCUGCAACGAAGAAGCGAGGGCAAUAUAUUGGUAACUGCUUGAAGGUUUUGGAUAUGACUGGUCUAAAGCUUUCGGCGCUGAGCCAAAUAAAGCUAGUAACCAUUAUAUCUACCAUCGACGAUCUUAACUAUCCAGAGAAGACAGACACAUACUAUAUUGUUAAUGCUCCAUAUAUUUUUUCAGCAUGUUGGAAGGUUGUGAAGCCUCUUUUGCAAGAGAGAACGAGAAGGAAAGUGCAGGUGCUUCAAGGUUGCGGCAGGGAUGAGUUGCUGAAGGUUAUGGACUAUGCCUCCCUCCCUCAUUUCUGUAGAAGAGAAGGAUCGGGGUCAUCCAGGCAUUCGUCGGGUGGGCCAGAUGACUGCUUUUCCUUCGACCAUGCCUUCCACCAGCAACUCUACAACUACAUCAAGCAGCAAUCAUUGAGACUGGAAUCCAUGGAGCUCAUCAAAGAAGGUUCCUUACAUGUGGAUGUGCCUGACCCAGAGCCUGAAGGAUCUGUGAUUGUUCAAACCAUAGAAUCCCAGCUCCACAUGCUCGGCGACCGAAAUGGUCUCUCUAAUUCGCUAAAUGGCAUGAAAAUCAACGGCAUAUGAGACACGAUGCAGAAGCAUCUGCAAUUGAUAUGAAAACGGGCCCAAAGACAGUCGAUGGCCUAUCAACUCCAUGCGAGCUGUCCGAUGUUUGGGCACCCAAUCGUAUCUAUUAGGUGUAACAGUAAUUACCCGCAAUUCCUCGCUGCGGGUUUUGUAGGUAUAAGAAGCUAAUUAGAUAUGAUAUGUGACUUGAAAUUUAGUGACAUUGCUGUCUUCAGGCAGAGAAUGUUUUAUAUUAGCAUUGAAAGAGAUGAGUUCUGCAUUCUGGAAUUGUGUUGGGAGCAAAUGAAGAAGAAAUGUUUAGUGUUGGAUGGUA
Magnolia sinica is the source of this 1627-nucleotide messenger RNA. Its product is annotated as phosphatidylinositol/phosphatidylcholine transfer protein SFH1-like. The record is from RefSeq and is a predicted model, not a curated record. The transcript has 12 exons. The coding region runs from base 193 to 1311 and encodes 372 amino acids. Lineage: Eukaryota; Viridiplantae; Streptophyta; Magnoliopsida; Magnoliales; Magnoliaceae.